CAGCCAGCGCGGCGCCCAGGUGCUAGCUGCCACGAGCCCGGCGCUCCCUGAGGAACAUGUCCGUGGGCAUUGGUGCAGGCGCCUGCCUUGCCCCGGGCAGCCAGUCGCCACUCUGAGGAUGGGGAGAUAGAAAGCUGUGGCCGCAGGCUGUGCCAGAGCGCCGACGCUGAGCCAGCCCCACACCCUCGUCCCGAUGGAUCGCAGUAGAGAGGCGGAAGUGGAGCUGAGGAGGGGCCCCAGCCCUCCCCGGGCAGGCCGGAGCCGUGACGGGGAUGGGGACAAGGUGGCGUGCCACAGCUGCUGUCUGUGCGGCAAGAGCUUCGCCUUCCAGAGCUCUCUGUCACAGCACAUGCGCAAGCACACAGGCGAGAAGCCCUACAAGUGUCCCUACUGUGACCACAGGGCCUCGCAGAAGGGCAGCCUCAAGGUGCACAUCCGUAGCCAUCGCACAGGCACCCUGGUCCAGGGCCACGAGCCACACGUGGCAGAGGCCCCGGACGGCUGCGCCAGCCCCACGAAGAGUACGUCUGCCUGCAACGGGGUCCUGAACGGGGCGGCGCCCGCAGAUGGCAGAGUCCUGCUGCGCAGCGGCCGGAGGGAGGCCGAGGGGCCCGCUGGUGCUCCUGAGGACACCGGGGCUGUUGUCCAGUGCACCUUCUGCAAGAGCCAGUUUGGGCGGAAGAAGGAGCUGGAGCUGCACGUGCACCAGGCGCACAAGCCCUUCAAGUGCAGGCUGUGUGGCUUUGCCACGUUGCGGGAGGAGUCGCUGCUCAGCCACGUCGAGCGGGACCACAUCACGGCGCAGGUGCCCAAUGGUGCAGCACGUGUCUGUGUGAAUGGCAAGCCUGAGCUGAGCCCUGGCGAGUUUGCCUGUGAGGUGUGCGGCCAGGCCUUCAGCCAGACCUGGUUCCUCAAGGCACACAUGAAGAAACACCGUGGUUCCUUGGACCACGGCUGCCAUGUCUGUGGUCGCCGGUUCAAGGAGCCAUGGUUCCUGAAGAACCACAUGAAGGCGCAUGGCCCCCGGGCAGGCGGCAAGAACCGGCCCCGCAGUGAGCUGGAUGCCGUGGCCACUAUCAACGACGUGGUUCAGGAAGAGGUCAUUGUGGCUGGCCUGUCGCUCUACGAGGUAUGCGCCAAGUGUGGCAACCUGUUUACCAACCUGGACAGCUUGAACGCCCACAAUGCCAUCCACCGGCAGGUUGAGGCCGGACACGCUUGGGCCACUGCUGAGGAGGGCCCGGCCAGCACUAAGCAGCUCUUCCUCCGGUGCCUGUGCCUGAGACCCUCUGCGGCCAGUGAUGUGCUGCCUGGCGGGCAGGCUGGGAGGCGGGUGGCUGAACUGGACCCUGUCAACAGCUACCAGGCCUGGCAACUGGCCACCCGGGGUAGGGUGGCCCAGCCAGCUGAGUACCUCAAGUACGGGGCCUGGGACGAGGCGCUGGCUGGAGACGUGGCCUUUGACAAGGACCGGCGCGAGUACAUCCUGGUGAGCCAGGAGAAGCGCAGGCGAGAGCAGGAUGUGCCGGCUUCCCAGGGUCCCCCCCGGAAGAGGGCUGGCGUGCUGGGAGACCCAGUGCUGCCCGGCCCUCUGGAUCCACGGCCCGUGGUGCGCCCCAGCCGCAGAGCCACGGCCCCCGUGGGCCAGGGCAAGUCCUCCGAGUGCUUCGAGUGUGGGAAGAUCUUUCGCACAUACCACCAGAUGGUACUGCACUCGCGGGUACACCGCCGCGCCCGCCGUGCCCGGGAAGGCGACCAGACUGCUCGCGCCCGCUGCAGUUCCCUCAGUGAGGGUGACUCAGUCUCCCAGCCCAGCAGCCCAGCCUCUGUGUGUGCCACCGCCGACUCCCCAGCCUCCGGCCUGGCUGAUGAGGCUGGUGACGACAGCAGUGAGGAGGCUGCCGCUGAUCACGCGCCAGGGGGACGGCCGCGUGGCUGCUGCUUUGCUGAUGAGGUGGCGUCCUCUCUGCUCUCCAACGGGGACCCGGCUCGCGCCCUCAGAGCCAGCCCGUCCGAGAGAGAGGCUAGCGCGUCCACAGCCCGGAGCACACUGGACAGCCACGGUAGAGAGACGUCCGCGAGGCCUGAGCCGUGCCGGCCUGCUGCCGACUCCGGAAGGUCAGCGACUCACGCUGGUGCCGGCGCUGCCGGGGACCCUGCUCCGGGUGUGGAUGGAGCUGACCCGCCGCUCUCGCCGGAGGGCCGUGCUGGCCACCCUGGGGAAAAGCCUGCGGACAGUCCCCGCGGAGAGCUCCCCGUGGGAGGAAGAAGGGCGCCGGCCGCAGACCUGAUCCCGCUGGACCUGAGUGCCAGGUCGAGCCGGGCCGAUCCCAGCCGGAAGGAGGCGGCCGCGUCCUUGCAGGCCUCGCUCGUCAUUCACCCGUGUCCUUACUGUGACCACAAGACCUACUACCCGGAAGUCCUGUGGGUGCACACACGCGUCUGGCACCGGGUCAGCUGCAGCACCACGGCUCCACAGUGGACCCAGCCCAGCGGCCCCCGCGGGGUGAGGAGCAACCUGGUGUUUCUGGCCCGGAGUGGGCGCACGGGGCCCCCGCCCGCCCUGGGUGGCAAGGAGUGCCAGCCCCUGCUCCUGGCCCGCUUCACCCGCACCCAGGUGCCAGGUGGGGCGCCAGGCUCCAAGGGUGGUAGUUCUGCCCCCCUGGCUGCAGGCGCCAGAGCUGCCAGUUUGCCUAGGGGCAAGGAGGGCGCUGCCAGCAGCCCAUGUGCCUCGUGGACAUCUGGCACUGAUGGCUGCCGACAGCCCAAACCUGGCCAUGACCAAGAGCCGCCCCUGCCGAAAGCCAGGCUAGAGGCCGGCUCCAGAGCUGCGCCUGUCCCGGGCGGUGGCAGCGGGGGCUUUAGCAGAAGCGCCACCCCCACCGUCAUCACCCGAGUGGGCCCCCAACCUCCGGCCAGCAGCAAGCCACUGGAGAAGUCUGGGCCGUCCCCAAGUAAGCACAUGGGCCCUGAUGCCUUGAAAGCCAAAUCCAGCCCUCAAUGUCGGGGCCAGCUGCCCGUGGACACUGAUGGAGGCCCUUCUCUACCUCCCCGGGAGCCGUCUCUCAAGGCUGUCCAGGAGUUGAGGACGCUGGCCAGCUGUGCCCCGGCUUCCCGAGGGGACACGGCCCCGCAGUCCCCGCCUGGAGUGGCCGGGGCGCCCUCCGGCCUGCAUGCCGUCCAGCAGGAGCCGGCUGCCGAGGGCCCCGAGACGCGCCUGGACGCCCUCAAGCUCGUGCAGCCCUACAUUGCAAAGGACUUGGCCACUCUCUGCCAGGGCUGGGGUGCCGGCAGCCCCGGGCCAGAGCACAGAGGGACGCUCCGGUCGCAGCCCCGCCCUGGAGACUUCAUCUGUGCCGAGUGCGGGAAGAGCUUCCUCCAGCCUGGCCACCUCAGGGCCCACAUGCGGGCGCACACAGCUCUCGCAGUAGGUGUGGCUGACACUGGGGGUUCUCACGCCUACACCUGCCCCCCUCCACACCAGCAGAAUCAGAGGUCCUGUGGGGCAUAG
Molecule: messenger RNA, 3511 nt
Organism: Ochotona princeps (American pika)
Lineage: Eukaryota; Metazoa; Chordata; Mammalia; Lagomorpha; Ochotonidae
Gene: ZNF516
Product: zinc finger protein 516
Exons: 5
Coding region: 194-3511 (1105 amino acids)
Biological process (GO): regulation of DNA-templated transcription
Cellular component (GO): nucleus
Molecular function (GO): DNA-binding transcription factor activity, RNA polymerase II-specific; RNA polymerase II cis-regulatory region sequence-specific DNA binding
Source: RefSeq, a predicted model, not a curated record